AUGAUUAAUAAUGUCUUUUAUAUUAUUUUUACAUUUUCAUUUUUCUUAUUAAUAAUUAAGUGUGAAUAUAUUAACAAUGAAAAGAAAGAAGUGUUAUUCGAAAUGGACGAAGAAGGGGAAGGAGGAGGAACAGUAAAUUCCUUUAAAAUAGAUUCAAGUUUAGAAGGGAAAAGUACCAUUGAUACAAAGUUUGGAAUUAUCCAGAAUGGAAAGAAGAGUGUAGACACAUGGGUACAGAUAGAUGUACUAAAAGGAGAGAUUGAUAAUUAUCAUAAAGGAGAAAAAUCCACAGCAUUUGCACCACCUAAGGAGGAAGAAAAAUCCACAGCAUUUGCACCACCUAAGGAAGAAGAAGAAACUUGUCUGAGUAGAAUGUUGAAAAAGGAUAAAGAGAAAAGUACUACUUCUGGAAGGGAAGAAUUAAAUGGGAGAAAACAUUUGGUAGAAGAAUUUCAAGAGAAAAUAAAACAAUAUGAUGAAAUAAUUGAUGAAAUAGUAUUGAGAAGUUUGAACCGGAAAAAUUAUUCUCAUUUUAACAUGUUAGAGGAAUAUUCUUUGAAGACAAAAAUGAACAAAGAGAUGUACAUAGGUAUGAAGAAUUUAAUAAAAAUGGUUAGUGACAGUAUGAUAAUUACAGAAUCUUAUAAUGAGAAGAAUAAACAUUUUAAGUAUAGAAUUGAGGAAAAAACAUUUAAGAAACAUUUUAUAACUUCUCUCUUUAGAUGGUAUAACAAUUUCAAAUUAGUAGAAUCUUAUUUUGAUAGAACUAACUAUGUAUUUUAUAUAGAUGAUAAAACAGUAUACUCUUAUAGGUAUACAUACAGAUUAGUUUUAAAUAUAUUAAGUUCAGAAUAUUUUUUAUAUUAUUUAGAUUUAAAUAAAUUUACUCUAUUGGAUAUAUUAGAUAAUUAUAAUAAAUAUAAUUUUAAAUUGAAUAAUAGUCCAAGAUUUUACCCUUUUGAUUUUUACAAUUGUAAAAAUUUUAAUGAUUUUGUAUAUGACUAUUUUGUGUAUUAUAAUCAUCAUUAUUUUGAGAAGCAUAAAUAUUUGAUUGCCAAAGAUGCUUAUCAUCAUAAGAUAAAAAAAAGUGAUAAUAAGUUAUUUAUAAAAUUGAAUAAGUUGAAUACAAAUUUUAUUUUGUACCAAUUUAGGAAAAAAGAAUUUACGUCUUCUCCUGAUGUUGUCGAAAAUUAUUUGUACUUAGAAAUGAAUUUAAUAUUUUCCAUCUUUAGGGAAUUUUUAAUAGAUUUAUUAAAUAAUUUGUAUAAUGAAUACUAUUUCGACAGAAUAAAGAAUGUUGAGCGAGACAAACGGUUCGCUCCUGCACCAUCAGAUCAGAAACUCCUCUCCACAGUGCAGAUGAACAAAACAAUGACAGAUAUCUCCGAGGAGAAGAAUUUGUUAGAGUUAGUUCCUACGGGUGAUGGGGAGGCAGAGCCCGAGGGUGGGGUACGCCCUGAGUCAAGGAAAGCACCAGCUGAAGGGCAAGUAUCACAGUCAACACAAGUGACAGAAUUAGUAGAAGUGACAGAAUCAUCAGAAGUGACAGAAUCAUCAGAAGUGACAGAAUCAUCAGAAGUGACAGAGUUAUCAGAUGUGACAGAGUUAGAGAAACUAUCAGAGGAAGAGGAAACGAGGAAGAUGACUCAUAAUGAGCAUUCCGAUGAAGACACGAGUAAAUCAGUCAAGGUCGAUGGAGAUACAAGCAGAAAAACUGCUGAAUCAUCCAUGGAAGGUAAAAAGGAGGAAUUUUCAAACGGAAUAAAGGAAAAUAAGCCGCAUGGUGCUGAUUCUGCUCUUACUGAUAAAGGAAGAGGUAGAGGUAGCAACGAACUUGAAACCGAGGAAAGAAAAGGAGAAAGUGAAAUGUGGAAAGACAUGAUAGAAUCGUACAAUAAAAUACCGAAUGGGGACGAUGACUUAAAAAAAUAUAAUAAAUACAUACUUAAUAAUUUGAAAAAAAUUUUGAAAAUGUCAGUUGACAAGAAAAGAAAAGAAAUGGAAGAUUACAAAAAUAAAUAUGAGUUGAAAGAUGGAAUUAUCUUUAAUACUGCCACGGGUAGGACCGUUCCUCUGAUUUUUAACCCUUCAAAAGAUAUUUAUUCAUAUCUAAACCAGAUAAGUAAUAAAAAACAAAUUAAUUUUAAAAAUAUUUACGAUUACCUCAUAACAAUUAUGAAGUAUAAGGAAGGAACAAAUUUUUAUGACAAUCAAUUGGGAUGUAAAAGGGGAAAUGGAGCGUGGGCACAAGUGAAUUUUCCAAAUGGCAAAGAGAGUGAGAGGAAGACAUGGAGGGAGAUAAUUUUUUCCAAAAAGGAGGUUAACCGUGGGGCGGUUGGUAGAGAUUUACUUAUGGAAAUGCAUCGAGACGAGUUAAGUGGAACCCCAUUAGAUGUAGAUAAAUUAAGUGAAAAUCUGUUUAAUGUAAAGCAGCUGAAUGGUGAUGAAAUGAAAGCUUUUCUUCUUUUCAUGAGACAAGACGAAGAAGCGAAGGCUGAUGUGGCCACGGGUAAAAAAGGAAGAGGAAAAUCAGACACUGAAAAAGAGCAUUCCAUGUAUAGAAACACAAAUUUGAAUGAGUUUACACCUGCAGCUAUUGAAAUGAAGGAUAAAAUUCAUGAUCAGCUGAAAUUGUUAAAGAAAAAUUUCGUAGAUAAGCUUAAAAAUGAAGCAAUGUGUUCAAUGGCCUUUUUAUACUUAGUAGGUAUUAAUGAUAAUAACGGGAAAUUACAAUUUCCUUAUGGAUUUCCAAGAAAUAUUGAUAAUUCAGUAAAACUGAUAAGAAAAGGAAAAGAUGGAUUAUGUAAUUUUUUAAGUGGAAUAUUAUACCAUUUGAAUUUACCAAUAUUUGUAAAUAAUUCUUCUAUAUCGAUUACGACAGAAAUGAAUGAAGAUAUAUCUGAUGUGAAUGACAAUUCUGUUAGUAGUUUUUUUUAUAUUUAUUAUAAGAAUAAUGGUAAUAUUAGAAAUCAUGAUUUUUUAUCAAAUGAAAAUAGAAUUAUCCCUAAAACUGUUGACAAUAUAAAAUCUAAAAUUGCAUCAUAUUCAUUGGGAUCAACGAAGGAUGAUUUUUACAGCAAACUGGCUUUCACCAAUAAUAUGAUAAGAUUGAAAUAUAAAAAUAAAGAUAAUAAUAUAUUUUUGAAGGACUAUUUUGAUUUUACUUUUGAUAAUAAAAGUUACAAAAAUUCUGUAAUCAAGAAUAAUUUAUCACCAUUUCUAACAUCAUGUGAUUAUUUGUUAAGCAAUAUACUAGGAGCAGUUGUAGACUCGUUAAAAAAUUCUACAUCUAUUGAAAGUGGAAUCUAUGAAGAGAACAUUAGUGAAAAACACAGGCAUUUAAUUCAUAACACCACAGAUAAUACUAAAAAUUUAUUUGAAUAUUUUUUAAAAUUAGCAGAUAGUAAAAAUUCAUAUGCAUUAGCAGCAUUGGGCGAAAUAUAUUAUUUGGGAAAUGAAAGUAUAGGUGUUGAACGAGAUGAAAUCAAGGCCUUUGAGUUCUGGAAAAAAGCAGCUGAUCAGGGAGAUAGUGCAUCUGCUUUGUCUACUGGUUAUGCAUAUUUGGAUGAGUAUAAAAGAUAUUUAAGAAAGGAGGAAAUAUUGAAAACGAUGAAUAGUGAUGAUAUCUUGAAUAUGAUUAAGGCUGAGAAGGGCAAGAAUGCUAGUACUGCAAAUAAGAGCAGGAAAGUUGGUUCAUCCCUUGAGUUCAUUCCAGAGAGUGGAGGGCAAGCAACGACGGAAACAGCAGCAGGAGGAGAAGCACAAGAAGAGGAAGAACGAUGGGGGGUGGAGAGGUCAAGUGAUAGUGGUUUUAAAGAUGAAGUGAAAAAGAAUGAUAGGAAGGAAAAUGCACACUUUUAUUUUAUGUCCAAUAUCAACACGGGAAAUUCACCAGGAUCAUUAUCCCCUUCUGAAGGUGUUUCAGCUGAAGGAAUUAAUAGUUCUUUAGAUGGAAUAUCCACGCAUCAGUUAAACGUGGAACAACAUAACAAUGUAGAUGUCUCAUCCCAAAGAAUGGGAGAAAUUUCAUCCAUGGGAGUUAACUUUUUGGAUGGAAGAAUAAACGAAGGAGAAGGAAACGGUGGGUGGAGGAACCCAUUCGAAGGAAGCCACAAUGGAGGAUCAUUUAAUAUGCCUUCCCAUGGUAGUGAACCAAGAGAAGGAGAAAGGCUUAAUAACAGGGUGAGAGAAAGUUCAAGUGGAAAUGUCGAUACAAGCAUUGGUGGAAAGAGUGAACCAACGCCACAUCAUAGUGAGUAUAAUGACGCAACGAAUGAAAAAAAAACUAGGUUGGAAAAUAAUCCGAAUGAUGAAUUCAUCAGAAAGUAUAUGGAAGAUCUGAACAAUGAGAGAAAUAAAGCUUUCCAAAAUGCUGAACAUUAUUUUAACAAAGCGAUAAGAAAUAAUGAAGGUAGUCUAGAAAAUAUUUUAGCAAAGUAUAAUAUAUACAAAUUUGGAUUAGGAACAGAAAAAAAUAUUGAACUAGCAGGAGAAUAUUUAAAGAAAGCUGCAGACAAAGGAGACAAUAUAUCGCAGAUGUUAUUGGGGCAUUAUUACUCAGGAACUGAUAUAGGAAUUAAGUUAAAUGAUUAUGAUGAGAAAAAUAAAAUUGAAAAUUUAAAAAAAUCAUAUAAAUAUUAUAAAAUGUCUGCUAAGAAUGGGAAUAUAAUUUCAUUAUACAACAAGAGCAUUUUAAUAUUGAAAGGUGUAAAUCCAAAUUUGAAAACAUUUAAUGAAAAAUGUGAAAAAACUUUAAAACAUUUUCAUUUCAUUGGAUUAUUCAAUGAGCGUUUAUAUUCUUUAUUUAAAUUAUUGAAAAGGAAUUACAAAUUUAGGGAUUACACUGGUUCUUUGUUACUGGCAGUUAUAUUAUCUGAAUUGGGUGAUCAUCCAAAUAAUGUAAAUGCAUCUAUGCUGUGGGAUUUGAAGAGGAAAACCAUGCAGACCUUUACAGAGAAGUAUAACAUUGUCGAGGGGUUUCUUCAGGAGUAUCGUCUUGCAUUACCCGAGGGAAGCGCAGAAAGGAAUGGCGGUGGAAAUGACGGUAGAAAUGGCCGUGGAAGGAGAACGGAUCCGUCCUCCCAAAAAGGAAAGGUCAAAAUUGACAAAAUAAUCAAAAGAAUAUAUAGCAAAGAAAAAGGAGUAAAGUACUCACUUCAGAAGAAGUAUGGUAUUGGACAAAAUGAAUCGAUUUUAAAAUCAUGCACUAUGGUUGCUAUGUCCAACAUUUUUGCAAAAAAGAAUAUAUUUUUGCACAUGAAAUUUUGUAACAACUUGAGAAAUGAGCUCUUACAUCGAAAUGGAUUAGGAAGUAGUACUGCACCAUCGGGGCAAAGGAAAGAUAUUCACUUGAAAGAGAAAACUGCAGAAGGUAUUAAAGAAGAAGAUCAGAAGUUGGGAAAGACCUCUAGUGAGGGAAGAAAAAACACGCGUGUUGUUGAUAAGAAUAAGAAAAUGGAAAAACCUAAAAAAGUUAACAAAAGUAAGAAAGUAAAUAAAAGUGAGCAUAGUCACGACACAUACCUUCUAUCGAAAGAGUAUAAACAGAUUGAUUUGUUUGAAAAGUAUGAUAAUAUUAUAAAGAACGAAAUAGAGAAAGAAACUAACAAUGAAGAGAAAAUAAGAAAAGCAGAAAAAAUGAAAAGUAUAAUUCUGGAGCAUUUCAGAACAACCGAAUUUUUGCAUUGCUAUUAUAAACCAAUGUCAUACUAUCAGAUUAUGUUAGAAGAGGAGAAAAGAAAAAGCAUGAACAAGAAUCUACAACAUAAGAGCAAUAACAUUUUAGGGAAAAGUAGUUAUUUGAAUAAUAAUCCAUUUGGUAAGGAAACUAGCCACGUAAUGGAUUUAUAUGAAUCUGAAUUUUUUAGAUAUUCUCCUUUAUUAGAAAAUGAAGAUAUGAAAGAAAUAUUUUAUUAUCAAAAUAGAUAUUCAUCAAAUAUGUUUGAUGAGAUUCAGAGUUUUUCCAAAAAUUGCGACAUUUGUAAGCAAUAUUAUGACAUAUAUUCAGCUUAUUAUGGAUAUAAAAAAUCAACCAUCGAUUUAGUAAGGAAAUAUAGAGAAGGUGAUGAAUAUACUAUAAAAAGCAAAAGAAAGGAAUUACAAUUUUUAAUAAGAAAUUCGGAUGAAGAGAACCAUGAACCCCUUUUCUAUAAGGCACUCUUUUUAGAAUCAAAUAAAUUGGAAAAUUUAAAAAAUAUUUUACAAAUUUAUUUAAAGCUAGCCACUGAUGAUCACAAUUCCUGCAACGCUAUUGGGGUUCUAGGCAUUUUUAAAAUAUUUUUUAAAAAGGUCUUUUUCGAUGUUAGUCUUUUUUUUAAGAAAAAAACAAAAGAGCUUAUGAGUAGUAGUAUUACCACCACUAUUACCAACGCUGUUAGUGGCACUGUUAGAGACACUGUGAGCGGCACAAUUGGAAACACAGUGAGCAGCACAAUUGGAAACACAGUGAGCAGCACAAUUGGCAGCACUGUGAUAAGCACAAUUGGCAGCACUGUGAUAAGCACAAUUGGCAACACUGUGAGUGAUAUUAUUAGCAACAUUGGCAGUAGCGUUAGUGACAAUAGUAGCGCGUCCUUCGAUUCGAUCCAGAAAUAUUUUUUUUACGACAUGAAUUCAUACUCUUUGCAAAAUAACUUUUUAUUUAAAUCCGAAUUUCACAACAAGUGUUUGAAUUUUGAUUAUUUGUUAAAAAGUAACUAUGCAUAUUCUCAGAUAAGUUAUCGCGAUUUUUUUAGGCUAUUUUACACAGUAAUUUCAUCCUUUUUUUAA
Molecule: messenger RNA, 6768 nt
Organism: Plasmodium gonderi
Lineage: Eukaryota; Apicomplexa; Aconoidasida; Haemosporida; Plasmodiidae
Exons: 1
Coding region: 1-6768 (2255 amino acids)
Molecular function (GO): protein binding
Source: RefSeq, a predicted model, not a curated record